AUGGAAAACGAACAAUUCUAUCGAGGUCAAUUUGAUUGUGUAGAAGAUCGUAAAUUAAAUUCAGUACGUGUAUUUAUUAGUUCAACAUUCUCUGAUACAACUGAUGAACGUAAUGGACUUAUUGAAUGUGUAUAUCCUCGAUUAUACAAGUAUUGUCGUACUAAAUACAAUAUUCAAUUUCAAUAUUCAGAUAUGCGUUGGGGUAUUCCAUCAACAGCAUCAAAUUCUCAUUCAACUGUUGAUAUGUGUCUUCAAGAACUUGAUAGUUGUUGUCGAUUAUCAAUGGCAACUAAUUGUAUAGUUCUCUUAAGUCAUCGAUAUGGAAGUCGUCUUGUUCCAGCAUGUAUAUCAUUUCGUAUAUUUCAAUUACUCGAAGAUUGUCUAUCAACAAAUAUUGAAGAAAAAAAUUUUCUAAUAGAAAUGUAUCAAUUAGAUGAAAAUUAUCUUGAACAUAAAUAUUUUCUUCGACCAAUAGAUGAUAAUCAACAAUGGACAUUAUUAGAAAAUAAAUUACAAUUAAUUUUACAAAAAGCAGCUAAUAUCUGUUAUAAACAAGGAAAAAUAACUAAAGAUGAACGAAAUGAAUUUUAUAUAUCAGUUACAGGAAAAGAAAUUUAUCGUGCAUUAAAAAAUAAUAUAAAUAGAUCUCGACGAAUAAUUUGUUUUUUUCGUGAAAUAAUUGAUAUUGAAGAACUUGAUUCAAAAUAUCGUGAAAUAGAAAAUGUAGAUGAAACAAAAAAAUCAUUAGAAAAACUUAAAAAUUUACUUCAUCAAUCACUUGAUUCAUCAGAUAUUUAUACAUAUCAAAUUCAAUGGAAUGAUGAAAAUAAUCGAACAAAAUAUUUUUCUCAAUUUUUCGAAGAUUUUUAUCAUGCAAUUACAUCACAAAUUGAUUUUCAUAUGAAAACAUAUGAAAAUCAACAAAAGAAUUUUUUAUAUAAUCAAAUAUUAGAACAUGCUAUUCAAUGUAAUUUAUUAAUACAACGAUAUUUUCCUCGACAAGAUAUUCUUGAACAAAUUACAACUUGGUAUUCACAACCAAAUUCUUUAUCUGUUAUUAUACGUUUUUUGGGUGUAACACCAUCUUCAAGUGAUAUUCGUCGUCCAUUAAUAUCAAUUAUUGAACAGAUUUGUACAAUUUAUCAUUUGGAUCUACCAUCAAAUUUAGAUAAUGUUAAAGAAAGUUUUGAAAAUAUUUUAAUGCAGAUUCCAAAAAAUGAACAUCUUAUUCUUCUUCUUGAUGCUAUUGAUCAACUACAAAUUAUUGAUCUAAAAAAUUUAUCAAUAUGGUUACCAAUACAAUUUCCAUCGACUAAUUUUAAAUGCAUAAUUUCAACUAUUUCAGAAAUAGAAAUCGAAAGAAUAACAAUUGAUAUUCGUCAACAAUUAAGAAAUAUUUAUAAUAAUGAAAUAAUAGAAAUAGAAAUCAAUUCUUUAGAUCAAAAUCUUGCUGAACAAGUCUUAUAUUAUUGGCUUGAACAAGAUCAACGUUGUUUAACAUCUAUACAAUAUGAAUGGCUAAAAAAGAAAUUUAUUUCACAACAUUUUUUAACACCACUUUUUCUGUCACUUCUAUAUGAUCAAACAUUAUCAUGGCAUUCAUUUGAUCAAAUACCUGAUCAAGCAUUUUUAGCUAUAAGAUAUACAAGUGAUGCUAUUGGAUAUUUAUAUAAUAAAUUAGGAGUAAAACAUGGUCAAGUUUUAUUUCGACGUUCAAUGCGAUAUCUUCAAUUAUCAGGUGGAUUAAGCGAAUUUGAAAUAGAAGAUAUUCUUUCAUUAGAUGAUGAAGUUUUACAAUCAAUUUUUGUUCAUUAUUUACCACCUUUUAAAUUAUUUCGAAUACCAUCUACUUUAUGGAUUCGUAUUAGAAAUGAUAUGCAUAAAUAUUUAGUUGAAAAAGAUAUUGACAAUAUUCCAUGUAUUUAUUUGUAA
Messenger RNA from Rotaria sp. Silwood2, 1932 nucleotides. NCBI's taxonomy places the organism in Eukaryota, Metazoa, Rotifera, Eurotatoria, Philodinida, Philodinidae. The record is from the annotation of a GenBank genome assembly.